AUGCUGUAUGCGCAGCGCAAGAGACGACAGCAGCUGGCGGGAAAAAUUGGGCACAACGAAGAGGAGUAUGAAGUUGAUCCUCAGCCGGUUGUGGUUGUGCAGCACGUCUACGGGGCCCGACGGUUUCCGUCGCGACGACCCGACGUGAACCCCAUUUCGUGGCAAUUGGCACAGCAGCACCCGUCUUUCCAGCAGCAGCAGCUGCAGCAAUAUUCACAGCUGCAGCAACAGCAACAGCAAUAUCCACAGCUGCAGCAACAGCAAUAUCCACAGCUGCAGAAACGCCAAUAUCAAGAAACACUGCAGCAAAGGAAGCCGUGGUUUGCGCCGAAUGUGAUCUCCGCUGCACCACCCGCGAAACUCCUGCCAUUGCAAGGCAAUAUCAACUUCCAAAGGAAUGACGUGUUUCCGCAGCCCAUUCAGUUUCCCUCUGCGCUUUCUACGCUCGGCACGACGCCCGUUUUGUCGCGUCCCGCAGUUGUGGAAAGGUCUCCACGGCGAUUUCGUCCACUUGAUGCGGUGGGUCUCGUUUCUACGCCGCAGCUUGCGCCAUAUCCUUCCACCGCCGUGCCGUGUAGCGACCUACCCACAUUUUUACCACCAACAUCACUGCCACCUCUCUCGGUGUCUCCAUCAAUGCCGCAAAGGCCCUUGUUGCAUGUCGUUUCGCCACCGCGCGACCAUCAGACCUAUUUCAAUAGAAAUCCUUCUAGUCAAACGUGCAAGGGCAACAAUGACGAGCAAGGGCCAAGGUUGCGGCCGGCGCGGGGCUCCGUCACCCCGUAUCCGCAGGAGGACGAUGAGAUGAUUGCGCGUAGAUGGGCGAGAGAGCAAGCCAUACAAGUUCAGGAGGAAAACGUGCGCCUGUGUGAAGAGCGACGGCUUCGACAGGAGCGGGAGAGGCAGUUAGUGAGAGAGGAGGAACGACAGCAGGAGGAGCUGGCGCGACUGGAGCGGAUGCAGCUAGCUGAAAAGGAGCGGUUGGACAUUGAGCGCGAGCAGGAGGAGGCGAUGGAGAGGUUGACGGGCCGAAAAAGAGUGCGUUUGAUGGGAAAGAGCAGCGAGACGCAGUUGCAGGAGGAUCUUUCGAAACUGAUAAAAGAAAAGAAGAAGCGAAAGGCGCAGGAAGCUGAAUUGCUGGCAGAAGCUGAGGGAAAGAACACUGGGCGGACUUCGGCUGGAGCGCGGCCUGGAACUGGCGGCAGUAGGGGGUCGAACCCCUUAGCGGUUUCCUCGGAGAAGGAGGAGGCGGAAUUGCCUCGUCAGUUUUAUGUGCCGCAGGCCCCACCAUUUACGGAUCUGUCAAAAAGUGGGCCCGCCGCGAAUGUGUCGGCUGCACUCUUCCCACCUCCUCCACCCUUUUCACUCAAUCCAUCGCUCUUUGAUGCUGCAUCCUACGAUCCCGCGGUGUCCGCUGUCUCCUCGCAGGUGAACGUACCUGCGUGGUCAGCACCGGUCCUAUCCACACCACACCAACUGAGCCCCUUGCAUGGAGCCGUUCACUACGACGCCCAGCUACGCGACAUGAUAACCAAUCAUUUGGAUAUUCAGCGCACCUUAGAAUCUGAGGUGCGACGUAGUCAAGGUGCUGCGGCACCUAUGCCGCCGUCAACAGCGUGCCCCACCACAGUGCCACCGUCAGCGCAUUUGCCUGCCCCACACCUUCAUGGGCAACCCCGGCCGCUUAACGCGUUGCCGGUACAGAAUGGCUGGACUGCAGCGGGAGCAAACAUUAUAGGCGGCAGUAAUGAGACUCCUCCUGGCGGGUUUUUCCCCAUGUCCGAGGUGUCUCCGAUGAUGCUGCCGGGAAUUUUGAAAACUCCGCGUGAGCAGGCUACCCACAUCACAUUAUUGGGUGUGAGUCCACCCAAUCACGCGGUGAGGUCGAGAGCAAGCAGUGAUGUGGAGGUUCCGCACUUUGGCGGAGAGAAACUUGAUGAGCUUUCCGCAGAACCCUCCCGCUUUGUCGGUGCGCCGCAGUGA
Messenger RNA from Trypanosoma rangeli, 1983 nucleotides. RefSeq lists its product as uncharacterized. Bases 1 to 1983 code for a protein of 660 amino acids. NCBI's taxonomy places the organism in Eukaryota, Euglenozoa, Kinetoplastea, Trypanosomatida, Trypanosomatidae. The transcript has a single exon. The record is from RefSeq and is a predicted model, not a curated record.